GAGAGAGAGAGAGAGAGAGAGAGAGAGAGAGAGAGAGAGAGACAGAAAACAAAUGACAAGCAACAAGGUAUGCAACAAUUCAUAGUGGGUCAUAGUGAUAUUUAGACUUGACCACAGAACCUGUUAACUGUUGCUACUGCUUCCGUGACGAUACAUCAGUUCCUCAACUCGAGUACAGACCCAGGACAGAAAAGGACUCACAGAGUAAAGAGAGAAAGAGAGAGAAAAAUGCUCUCAUUUCAGAAGCCCAUUAAUCACCCUUAAUCUCUGACAUGACGGAGGAAGUGUUUGUGCACAUCAUGCCAUGGACCCCCAAGCCCAGAUUCUGAAGGGCAUAUUGGCUCAAAUUGUAAGCAAGGAAGCAGAAGGAGAAGGACCAGAGAACGGCUUUGCUGGAGAGUUUCUGAAACUGAAGAGGCAGUCUACUAAGUAUCGUGCAGAGAAAACCUACCCCACCACAGCUGCGGACAAACAGGAUAAUGUGAAAAAGAACAGAUACAAGGACAUUGUACCUUUUGACCACAGCAGAGUGAAGCUCUCCCUCAUUACAUCCAAACAUGACACAGACUACAUCAACGCUAGUUUCAUUAAGGGGGUUUUGGGCACUAGGGCAUACAUUGCCACACAGGGCCCACUGCCAAAUACUGUACUUGACUUCUGGAGGAUGCUGUGGGAAUACAACGUGCAGGUUAUUGUGAUGGCUUGCCGAGAGUUUGAAAUGGGAAGGAAAAAAUGUGAGCGUUACUGGCCAGAGUCAAAGGAGGAUGUGUUUGUGUGUGAGCCCUUUAACAUACACUAUGAGUCUGAUGAGAAUAAGGAAGAAUAUGUGUCAAGGACACUGAAGGUGACAUUUAAAAAAGAGUCCCGGACCCUGAAGCAGCUGCACUAUGUGAACUGGCCAGAUCAUGGAGUUCCUGACUCCAUUCCGCCAAUCUUGCAGCUGCUGCAGGACAUGCGCAUUUACCAGGAUCAUGAAGACGUUCCCAUCUGCAUUCAUUGCAGUGCAGGCUGUGGAAGAACAGGUGCAUUGUGCGCCAUUGACUAUACCUGGAAUCUACUAAAGAGACAGAUUAUUCUGGAGAAUUUCAGCAUUUUUGAGCUAGUAAAGGACAUGCGUACACAGCGGCCCUCUGUGGUUCAGACUAAGGAGCAAUAUGAGUUGGUAUACAGGACCAUUAAAUUGCUGUUUGAGAGAUAUUUGGCUGCAAUGGAUAAAUCAAAACAAGAGGUUCCAGCUUCCCCCUCACCUAUCCACACAAUCAGUGAAAGUGAGCUCUUAGAUUUCAGCAAACCAGAUUUAGAGACUGGGACCGACUUUCGAGCGUUGCUUCAGACUGAACACAGGAAUUAUGAAAAGAACAUUCCUAUGGAUGACUACAAUCACAUUACUCAGAAAGUCACUUCUUGGACACAGCCUCAUUUACCACCACUCAGCCCUGGAGCUGUUUCCACCAAACAUACUCCUGCAGAAAUGUUUAAUACAACUUGUGAAUGGGCCCAGAUUAAAGAAGACCAGAAUCCAUUUAUAACACAGGCUCCUCAAAAAGACUUUACGAUCUGUGAAACUCAAAGAUCUGAACCAUCCACUAACCACAAAACUGAUCCUACCCAAGCUGCAUGUUCAAAUUAUCCUCUCAGCCUAGUACAAGAGCUGAAGCCAAGUCUGAAGCAUUUGGAGAGGGCAGAAAACCAAGAUGAUAGUCCUGUUGCUGAAGAUCCCAAUCGUGUUAUCCCCAGCAGCCUCUGCCUCACUGUGGAUGAUCCAUAUUUUGGUCCUGAGUUUCGAUCAUCUGGCGAAAGUCCCAGUGUUAUAGAGCCUACAGCCCCUGGAACAUGGAUUGAGAACCCUUGUUUCACAAUACCUAGUUUAGCACUUAAUAAUCAGGCUUUAGAAAUGCCAAAACAUGACUGCAAUGACAAAGGUGUAAAUACACCUUCAUCUGAUGAGGACUCUCCCCCUCCUUUGCCCGAGCGAACCCCAGAGUCUUUUAUACUGGCUGAUGAAAUCAACGAAAUCAACGAAAGCUGUGACCAGAUAACACUGGUCAUUCCAACCAAUUCAGACACAGAGAGUGUCAACAGAGAUAACCCCCCCUCACCUGUACCCCCACUGCCUGAGAGAACUCCAGAGUCCUUUGAAUUGGCCACAGAUGAGGAUCUGGUACAAAAUGCAACACAGGAAAAGCCACAGGAUAUUGUAAUGAGAGUUGGGAAAUCCUCAGAAUGGUCUGGGAAAACAUCUGAAGCUCAGACAGAUAUGAAGCAAUCUUGGUCCAGGAGCAAGAGCUUAAAACUUAGAAUGUCACUUCCUGCCUCGCCAUCUACUCCAUUCAGCCCUUUUCCAAUUACAAGUCACACCCCUCCUCCCCUACUGCACAAACCUCCACAGAAAUGUUCAACUCCCCCGCUCCCUAAAAGGACUCCAGAAUCUUUCAUUUUUGACAUGGACAAAGUGCCCAACAACAGCGCCCCCUGUUUGCCAUCUGAGACAGAGCAACAGAGACUGAGAGUGGGCACGUCAUCUGAGUGGUCAGGCAGCUCCCAGCCCAGAUCAUUGUUGGAUCAUUCGUGGACCCGAAGCAAGAGUGUGAGAGCAAAAAGUUUGACACAAGCUGUGUUUAAUUUUACAGUGCCUCUAUCUGUGGCUCCAUUGACUCCACCAGUCUCUAUAACCAUGGCAACUGGAGGGCGAGAGAACCAAGCAGAACAUAACAGCCAGCCAGUAGCAGGUGGACCAACAGAGAACCUGUCAGACAGAGGAGGAGAGAAGACUUCACUGGUCAACAAGGCCAGGACCAAGAGCAUUAAGUUUUUGAAAGGAAGACAGAAGCCAAAAAUAGCCCCACCUCCAGCCCCGCCCCAGUUUGUUCCACCCCCCUAUGCUGCCUCUGCUGGAUUCUUAUUUUCUUUUGGACAACGUUUUGGAAAGCCGAAGGGGCCACGGAAUAAGCCAGAAACAUGGGUCUAGUUCAUGUGGAAGGUGAACUGAAAGGGAGAACAGUCUUUCAGUACAAUACAAUAGGGACAGAAAGUCAUGAAAUAUGGCUGCUUGCCAAAGAUUUCUUUCAGUCUUUCAGGAAGAGGAGUGCUGUGGAGUUGCUGUGGAGUCUGAGGGACAGUAGCCCAACAACUGACCUCACAUAAUACACAUACAAAAUUGUGCUUUUGAAGAUGACUUUAUGAAUUUUAUGGCCAUUUUAAUGGAGUACAUUAAUGGAGUAAACUGUCUUUAUGCAAUCAAUUAAUUAUUAAAAUGUUUAUAAAUGAAUCUAAACAAAAUAAUUUAAGGGAUGAAUGUAUUGAGAAAUACAAGUAAUUUUGGAUACUCCUCUAAAUCUCAUUGUACUGUAAACACAAAUAAAUGUCACUGUAUUUUAUCACAAAUACACCUGAAGGGAA
Myxocyprinus asiaticus (Chinese sucker) is the source of this 3399-nucleotide messenger RNA. RefSeq names its product tyrosine-protein phosphatase non-receptor type 22-like. Gene Ontology annotation, biological process: peptidyl-tyrosine dephosphorylation. Gene Ontology annotation, molecular function: non-membrane spanning protein tyrosine phosphatase activity. Gene Ontology annotation, cellular component: nucleus; cytoplasm. Bases 305 to 2968 code for a protein of 887 amino acids. The record is from RefSeq and is a predicted model, not a curated record. The transcript has 27 exons. Lineage: Eukaryota; Metazoa; Chordata; Actinopteri; Cypriniformes; Catostomidae.